AUGAAUGCACAAAGCCCAGGUAUCAUUUGGCCAAAUGUCUUUAUAAAACUCGAACGUUAAUCGGUAACGAUGAAUUAUUAUAAGUUAUCCUGCAGGGGAUAUAUACUAUGCGUUGUGUUAACUGUGAUACUUACCAAAAAAGUGCAAGCAAAAACCGAUUACAUCGAUACUCAUCAAGAGCGAAAAAAUCAAAUUCAUAAUGGCAUACCAAUUAGAUAUUCGAUUAAAAGAGAUUCGGCACAAGAGAAAAUAAAUAUUCACAUAGCAGAUAACACCGAUGACUGGGCACAAGAAAAAACAACAAUACCUAACAUAUCUCUUCCGGUCGAAACUACCACAGCUAAACCUGAAGAAAGCACUAGGGUUACAGAAGAUACCACACUUUUUCCUGACGAAACGACUACAGCUGCCCAGGACUCAACAAAUAGUCCUGAAGAUAGCACUACGAUAGGGGAUGCCACAACUCUUCCGGACCAAACUACCACAUCUGGACCUGAAGAAAGCACCACGAAUGAGGAUACAACACCUAUUCCUGACGAAACUACUACAGCUGCCCAGGACUCAACAAAUGUUCCUGAAGAAAGCACCACGAUAGAGGAUGCCACAACUCUUCCGGACGAAACCACCACAGCUGGACCUGAAGAAAGCACCACGGUUGAGGAUACAACACCAAUUCCUGACGAAACUACUACAGCUGCCCAGGACUCAACAAGUAGUCCUGAAGAUAGCACUACGAUAGAGGAUGCCACAACUCUUCCGGACCAAACUACCACAGCUGGACCUGAAGAAAGCACCACGGUUGAGGAUACAACACCAAUUCCUGACGAAACUACUACAGCUGCCCAGGACUCAACAAGUAGUCCUGAAGAUAGCACCACGAUUGAGGAUGCCACAACUCUUCCGGACGAAACCACCACAGCUGGACCUGAAGAAAGCACCACGGUUGAGGAUACAACACCAAUUCCUGACGAAACUACUACAGCUGCCCAGGACUCAACAAGUAGUCCUGAAGAUAGCACUACGAUAGAGGAUGCCACAACUCUUCCGGACCAAACUACCACAGCUGGACCUGAAGAAAGCACCACGGUUGAGGAUACAACACCUAUUCCUGAUAAAACUACUACAGCUGCCCAGGACUCAACAAGAAGUCCUGAAGAUAGCACCACGAUUGAGGAUGCCACAACUCUUCCGGACCAAACCACCACAGCUGGACCUGAAGAAAGCACCACGGUUGAGGAUACAACACCUAUUCCUGAUGAAACUACUACAGCUGCCCAGGACUCAACAAGAAGUCCUGAAGAUAGCACCACGAUUGAGGAUGCCACAACUCUUCCGGACGAAACCACCACAGCUGGACCUGAAGAAAGCACCACGGUUGAGGAUACAACACCUAUUCCUGAUGAAACUACUACAGCUGCCCAGGACUCAACAAGAAGUCCUGAAGAUAGCACCACGAUUGAGGAUGCCACAACUCUUCCGGACGAAACCACCACAGCUGGACCUGAAGAAAGCACCACGAAUGAGGAUACAACACCUAUUCCUGACGAAACUACUACAGCUGCCCAGGACUCAACAAAUAGUCCUGAAGAUAGCACCACGAUUGAGGAUGCCACAACUCUUCCGGACGAAACCACCACAGCUGGACCUGAAGAAAGCACCACGGUUGAGAAUACAACACCUAUUCCUGACGAAACUACUACAGCUGCCCAGGACUCAACAAAUAGUCCUGAAGAUAGCCCUACGAUAGAGGAUGCCACAACUCUUCCGGAAGAAACCACCACAGCUGGACCUGAAGAAAGCACCACGGUUGUGGAUACAACACCUAUUCCUGAUGAAACUACUACAGCUGCCCAGGACUCAACAAGAAGUCCUGAAGAUAGCACCACGAUUGAGGAUGCCACAACUCUUCCGGACGAAACCACCACAGCUGGACCUGAAGAAAGCACCACGAAUGAGGAUAUUCCUGACGAAACUACUACAGCUGCCCAGGACUCAACAAAUAGUCCUGAAGAUAGCACCACGAUAGAGGAUGCCACAACUCUACCGGACGAAACCACCACAGCCGGACCUGAAGAAAGCACCACGGCUGAGGAUACAACACCUUUUCCUGACGAAACUACUACAGCUGCCCAGGACUCAACAAAUAGUCCUGAAGAUAGUACCACGAUAGAGGAUGCCACAACUCUUCCGGACGAAACCACCACAGCUGGACCUGAAGAAAGCACCACGGCUGAGGAUACAACACCUAUUCCUGACGAAACUACUACAGCUGCCCAGGACUCAACAAAUAGUCCUGAAGAUAGCACCACGAUAGAGGAUGCCACAACUCUACCGGACGAAACCACCACAGCCGGACCUGAAGAAAGCACCACGGCUGAGGAUACAACACGUUUUCCUGACGAAACUACUACAGCUCCCCAGGACUCAACAAAUAGUCCUGAAGAUAAUACCACGAUAGACGAAACCACCACAGCUGGACCUGAAGAAAGCACCACGGUGGAGGAUACAACACCUAUUCCUGACGAAACUACUACAGCUGCCCAGGACUCAACAAAUAGUCCUGAAGAUAGUACCACGAUAGAGGAUGCCACAACUCUUCCGGACGAAACCACCACAGCUGGACCUGAAGAGAGCACCACGGUUGAGGAUACAACACCUAUUCCUGACGAAACUACUACAGCUGCCCAGGACUCAACAAAAAGUCCUGAAGAUAGUACCACGAUAGAGGAUGCCACAACUCUUCCGGACGAAACCACCACAGCUGGACCUGAAGAAAGCACCACGGUUGAGGAUACAACACCUAUUCCUGACGAAACUACUACAGCUGCCCAGGACUCAACAAAUAGUCCUGAUGAUAGCACCACGAUAGACGAAACCACCACAGCUGGACCUGAAGAAAGCACCACGGCUGAGGAUACAACACCUAUUCCUGACGAAACUACUACAGCUGCCCAGGACUCAACAAAUAGUCCUGAAGAUAGCACCACGAUAGAGGAUGCCACAACUCUACCGGACGAAACCACCACAGCCGGACCUGAAGAAAGCACCACGGCUGAGGAUACAACACCUAUUCCUGACGAAACUACUACAGCUGCCCAGGACUCAACAAAUAGUCCUGAAGAUAGUACCACGAUAGAGGAUGCCACAACUCUUCCGGACGAAACCACCACAGCCGGACCUGAAGAAAGCACCACGGCUGAGGAUACAACACCUUUUCCUGACGAAACUACUACAGCUCCCCAGGACUCAACAAAAAAUCCUGAAGAUAGUACCACGAUAGAGGAUGCCACAACUCUUCCGGACGAAACCACCACAGCCGGACCUGAAGAAAGCACCACGGCUGAGGAUACAACACCUUUUCCUGACGAAACUACUACAGCUCCCCAGGACUCAACAAAAAGUCCUAAAGAUAGUACCACGAUAGAGGAUGCCACAACUCUUCCGGACGAAACCACCACAGCUGGACCUGAAGAAAGCACCACGGUUGAGGAUACAACACCUAUUCCUGACGAAACUACUACAGCUGCCCAGGACUCAACAAAUAGUCCUGAUGAUAGCACCACGAUAGACGAAACCACCACAGCUGGACCUGAAGAAAGCACCACGGCUGAGGAUACAACACCUAUUCCUGACGAAACUACUACAGCUGCCCAGGACUCAACAAAUAGUCCUGAAGAUAGCACCACGAUAGAGGAUGCCACAACUCUACCGGACGAAACCACCACAGCCGGACCUGAAGAAAGCACCACGGUUGAGGAUACAACACCUUUUCCUGACGAAACUACUACAGCUCCCCAGGACUCAACAAAUAGUCCUGAAGAUAGUACCACGAUAGACGAAACCACCACAGCUGAACCUGAAGAAAGCACCACGGUUGAGGAUACAACACCUAUUCCUGACGAAACUACUACAGCUGCCCAGGACUCAACAAAUAGUCCUGAAGAUAGUACCACGAUAGAGGAUGCCACAACUCUUCCGGACGAAACCACCACAGCUGGACCUGAAGAAAGCACCACGGUUGAGGAUACAACACCUAUUCCUGACGAAACUACUACAGCUGCCCAGGACUCAACAAAUAGUCCUGAAGAUAGUACCACGAUAGAGGAUGCCACAACUCUUCCGGACGAAACCACCACAGCUGGACCUGAAGAAAGCACCACGGUUGAGGAUACAACACCUAUUCCUGACGAAACUACUACAGCUGCCCAGGACUCAACAAAUACUCCCCAGGACUCAACAAAUAGUCCUGAAGAUAGUACCACGAUAGACGAAACCACCACAGCUGGACCUGAAGAAAGCACCACGGCUGAGGAUACAACACCUAUUCCUGACGAAACUACUACAGCUGCCCAGGACUCAACAAAUAGUCCUGAAGAUAACACCACGAUAGAGGAUGCCACAACUCUUCCGGACGAAACCACCACAGCUGGACCUGAAGAAAGCACCACGGCUGAGGAUACAACACCUAUUCCUGACGAAACUACUACAGCUGCCCAGGACUCAACAAAUAGUCCUGAAGAUAGUACCACGAUAGAGGAUGCCACAACUCUUCCGGACGAAACCACCACAGCCGGACUUGAAGAAAGCACCACGGCUGAGGAUACAACACCUUUUCCUGACGAAACUACUACAGCUCCCCAGGACUCAACAAAAAGUCCUGAAGAUAGUACCACGAUAGAGGAUGCCACAACUCUUCCGGACGAAACCACCACAGCCGGACCUGAAGAAAGCACCACGGCUGAGGAUACAACACCUUUUCCUGACGAAACUACUACAGCUCCCCAGGACUCAACAAAAAGUCCUGAAGAUAGUACCACGAUAGAGGAUGCCACAACUCUUCCGGACGAAACCACCACAGCUGGACCUGAAGAAAGCACCACGGUUGAGGAUACAACACCUAUUCCUGACGAAACUACUACAGCUGCCCAGGACUCAACAAAUAGUCCUGAUGAUAGCACCACGAUAGACGAAACCACCACAGCUGGACCUGAAGAAAGCACCACGGCUGAGGAUACAACACCUAUUCCUGACAAAACUACUACAGCUGCCCAGGACUCAACAAAUAGUCCUGAAGAUAGCACCACGAUAGAGGAUGCCACAACUCUACCGGACGAAACCACCACAGCCGGACCUGAAGAAAGCACCACGGUUGAGGAUACAACACCUUUUCCUGACGAAACUACUACAGCUCCCCAGGACUCAACAAAUAGUCCUGAAGAUAGUACCACGAUAGACGAAACCACCACAGCUGGACCUGAAGAAAGCACCACGGCUGAGGAUACAACACAUAUUCCUGACGAAACUACUACAGCUGCCCAGGACUCAACAAAUAGUCCUGAAGAUAGUACCACGAUAGAGGAUGCCACAACUCUUCCGGAUGAAACCACCACAGCUGAACCUGAAGAAAGCACCACGGUUGAGGAUACAACACCUAUUCCUGACGAAACUACUACAGCUGCCCAGGACUCAACAAAUAGUCCUGAAGAUAGUACCACGAUAGAGGAUGCCACAACUCUUCCGGACGAAACCACCACAGCUGGACCUGAAGAAAGCACCACGGUUGAGGAUACAACACCUAUUCCUGACGAAACUACUACAGCUGCCCAGGACUCAACAAAUAGUCCUGAUGAUAGCACCACGAUAGACGAAACCACCACAGCUGUACCUGAAGAAAGCACCACGGCUGAGGAUACAACACCUAUUCCUGACGAAACUACUACAGCUGCCCAGGACUCAACAAAUAGUCCUGAAGAUAGCACCACGAUAGAGGAUGCCACAACUCUACCGGACGAAACCACCACAGCCGGACCUGAAGAAAGCACCACGGCUGAGGAUACAACACCUUUUCCUGACGAAACUACUACAGCUCCCCAGGACUCAACAAAUAGUCCUGAAGAUAGUACCACGAUAGACGAAACCACCACAGCUGGACCUGAAGAAAGCACCACGGCUGAGGAUACAACACCUAUUCCUGACGAAACUACUACAGCUGCCCAGGACUCAACAAAUAGUCCUGAAGAUAACACCACGAUAGAGGAUGCCACAACUCUUCCGGACCAAACCACCACAGCUGGACCUGAAGAAAGCACCACGGUUGAGGAUACAACACCUACUCCUGACGAAACUACUACAGCUCCCCAGGACUCAACAAAUAGUCCUGAAGAUAGUACCACGAUAGAGGAUGCCACAACUCUUCCGGACGAAACCACCACAGCCGGACCUGAAGAAAGCACCACGGUUGAGGAUACAACACCUAUUCCUGACGAAACUACUACAGCUCCCCAAGACUCAACAAAUGUUCCUGAAGAUAGUACCACGAUAGAGGAUGCCACAACUCUUCCGGACGAAACCACCACAGCCGGACCUGAAGAAAGCACCACGGUUGAGGAUACAACACCUAUUCCUGACGAAACUACUACAGCUCCCCAGGACUCAACAAAUAUUCCUGAAGAUAGUACCACGAUAGAGGAUGCCACAACUCUUCCGGAAGAAACCACCACAGCCGGACCUGAAGAAAGCACCACGGUUGAGGAUACAACACCUAUUCCUGACUCAACAAAUAGUCCUGGAGAUGGCACCACGAUAGCGGAUGCCACAACUCUUCCGGACGAAACUACAACAGCUGGAGCUGCAGAAAACACCACGGUGGAAGAUACAACACCUAUUCCAGAGGAAACUACUUCAGCUGCCCAAGACUCAACAGCUGUGCCCAAAGACAGCACCACGAUAGAGGAUCCCACAACUCUUCCGGAUGAAAAAACUACAGUUGAACCUAAGGAGAGCACUACCAUAGAGGAUUCGACAACUAUUUCCGAUAAUAGUACCGGACAGGAUUCUACGAAAGGAACAGAAGGAAAUACUUCUUACUCUACCGAUAAACCUGGAGUAAGCAGUACGGUGGCGGAUACCACAAAGAGUCCAGAAGAAAGUUCCACUGCUGAUGCUGAUACUACGAGUAUUUCUAUUCCGUCAACGGAAAAAACGACUCCGACUUAUUCAAGUUCCACAACUGCAACAUCCUCAACAACUUCUUCCCCUGAAACCCCGCCGUCAACUUCACCACCGCUUUCUUGCAGUAGCGGAUAUCCUUAUUUACCCCAUCCAACAAAUUGCCAUAAGUUUAUCCAGUGUAGUAAUGAAAACGAAUUUAUUAUGGAUUGUCCAGCUAAUCUCUAUUGGGACUAUCGGAAAUUAGUCUGCUGUGCAGAACCAAGUGUAUGCUACAACGAUGAUGAAAAUUCCAGUCCACAGGAAAAGGUUUGCGGCCCUGGAGUAGAUUUUCUAGUUCACCCGACCGACUGUACCAAAUAUUUGCAAUGUAGUAACGGCGAGCCAUUAGAGCGCAAAUGUCCCGAUCCUCUGUACUGGAACCCAGAGCGUUCUGUCUGUGAUUGGUCAAAUAAGUACUGCAAAGAUCUGAGAGCAAAUGAAUUGAAUUCUUGCGCAGUGGGCAUGAAUUUUAAUGUUUUUCAAGGCGAUUGUUCAAAAUACAUAAAGUGUUUUGGCGUAAGGGGUAUCGCAAUGAGUUGUAAUUCAGGACUUUAUUGGAACCCUAUCAGUGAAGUAUGCGAAAAGUCGAAGCGAUUCUGUACAUAAGUAAUCAUUGUAGGUUAAUGCCAUUCAUUGACCUUCCAAAUCAAAUUAUACUCACGGAAACCAAUAACAUGAGGGGCUAAUAAUAUAAUGUGAUUAUUUAAUUAGGUUUUUGUUUUUUCGGUAUUUUAAUCCGCUUAUUAAUAAAAGAAUUGAACAUUACAUAUAU
Drosophila rhopaloa is the source of this 7762-nucleotide messenger RNA. RefSeq names its product mucin-2. Gene Ontology annotation, cellular component: extracellular region. Gene Ontology annotation, molecular function: chitin binding. The record is from RefSeq and is a predicted model, not a curated record. The transcript has 3 exons. NCBI's taxonomy places the organism in Eukaryota, Metazoa, Arthropoda, Insecta, Diptera, Drosophilidae.